ACCACUACCACCACCGUCUUCCGUCACACAAACUCCUUUUAUCCAUCCAAAAGUCGUCGUGGAUCUGAUCAGAUCCGUGACUCUCAAUCAAGCCUCUGUGCAAUGGAGGAGGCUCUUGAAAUGGCACGCGCCAAGGACACCAAAGAGAGAAUGGCCGGAGUAGAGAGGCUUCAUGAACUUCUAGAAGCUUCGAGGAAGAGUUUGUCGUCUUCGGAAGUCACUGCUCUUGUUGAUUGUUGCUUGGAUCUCUUGAAGGACAACAAUUUUAGGGUUUCUCAAGGGGGUUUACAGGCUCUUGAUUCUGCUGCGGUUCUUUCUGGUGAACAUCUGAAGCUUCAUUUUAAUGCCCUAGUUCCUGCUACCGUCGAGCGUCUCGGUGAUGCUAAGCAGCCUGUUCGCGAUGCGGCUCGGCGCCUCUUGCUAACUCUCAUGCAGGUUUCAUCACCAACUCUGAUUGUUGAAAGAGCUGGAUCUAAUGCUUGGACUCACAAAAGCUGGAGGGUUAGAGAAGAGUUUGCAAGAACUGUCACCUCUGCUAUUGGUCUAUUUGCAUCAACAGAGCUACCUCUGCAACGUGCAAUUCUUCCUCCUAUAUUACAGAUGUUAUAUGACCCUAAUCCAGGUGUGAGAGAAGCGGCUAUUUUAUGCAUCGAGGAGAUGUACGCUCAAAUUGGGCCUCAAUUUUAUGAAGAACUCCAGCGCCAUCAACUUCCAUCAUCAAUGGUAAAAGAUAUCAAUGCCAGACUAGAGAGGAUUGAACCAAGACAACGCUCUUCAGAUAUACGCGUUAAUACUUAUGCUCCUCCUGGUUCCAAGCAAUCUAAUCUUAAUCCCAAAAGAAGCAGCCCGAAGGCCAAGACAUCCUCUCGUGAAGUAUCUCUUUUUGGAGGGGAUAGUGAUAUCACUGAAAAGCCUGUAGACCCAAUUAAAGUGUAUUCUGAAAAGGAGCUGAUCCGUGAGUUUGAGAAGAUUGCUUCAAUCCUUGUUCCAGAGAAAGAUUGGUCUAUCCGCAUUGGAGCCUUGCAAAGAGUUGAAGGCCUUGUUAUUGGAGGUGCAACUGAUUAUCCAUGUUUCCGUGGACUUCUAAAGCAACUUAUUGGUCCUUUAAGUACACAAUUAGCUGAUAGAAGAUCCAGCAUUGUUAAGCAGGCUUGCCACUUAUUAAACUUUCUAUCCAAGGAGCUGCUGGGAGAUUUUGAGGCAUGUGCAGAGAUGUUCAUCCCGGUCCUUUUCAAACUUGUCGUGAUAACUGUACUUGUGAUUGCAGAGUCCGCGGAUAACUGCAUUAAAACGAUGUUGCGUAACUGCAAAGUUGCCCGCAUACUUCCUCGUGUGGCUGAUACUGCAAAACAUGACCGAAGUGCGAUACUUCGUGCCAGAUGUUGUGAGUAUGCUUUGUUGAUACUGGAAUAUUGGGCAGAUGCACCUGAGAUACAACGGUCAGCUGACCUUUAUGAAGAUCUUAUUAAAUGUUGUGUGGGAGAUGCAAUGAGCGAGGUACGAUCAACUGCUAGGGCUUGCUACAGAAUGUUCUCGAAAACUUGGCCUGAUCGUUCCCGGCGCUUAUUUUCAUUGUUUGAUCCUGUUAUUCAAAGGAUAAUAAAUGACGAGGAUGGGGGUAUGCACCGGCGCCAUGCAUCACCCUCAGUCCGCGAGAGAAAUCCACAAACAUCGCUUAGUACUCAAAAUUCGGCUUCUUCAAAUCUACCUGGAUAUGGAACUUCAGCUAUUGUUGCAAUGGACAGAAAUCCAAGUUUACCUUCUGUGGCCUCUCUCACAUCUGGGCUUUUUUCAUCACAACCAAAGUCCGUUGGUAAGGGAACAGAACGCAGCCUUGAAAGUGUGUUGCAUGCUAGCAAACAGAAAGUUACUGCCAUUGAGAGCAUGCUUAGAGGUUUAGAUUCCGGGAGAGUUAGAUCAUCCAGUUUGGAUCUAGGAGUGGACCCACCUUCGUCUCGUGAUCCACCAUUCCCUCUUGCUGCUCCUGCUUCCAAUAGUCUCACCAGUUCUUUAUCAUUAGAUACAACUACUUCUGGUAUCUCAAAAGGUAACAAUCGUAAUGGUGGCUUGGUCUUGUCAGACAUCAUCACUCAGAUUCAGGCUUCAAGGGAUUCUGCUAAGCACUCAUAUCGUGGUAAUGUUGGAAAUGAGACUUUGUCAUCACUUUCAUCCUACUCAACAAGAAGAGCUUCUGAAAAACUUCAAGGAAGAAGCUCUUUUGAAGAUAACAAUGAUAUCAGGGAGGUCAGACGGUCAGUGAAUUUGCAUACAGAUAGACAGUACUCGGACACACCAUACAGAGAUUCACACUUCAGGGAUUCACAUAGUAGUCACGUCCCCAAUUUUCAGAGGCCACUAUCAAGAAAGAAUGUAACUGGGCGAAUGGCUGCAAACAGGCGCAGAAGCUUUGAUGAGAGCCAGUUUUCUCCUGGAGAGAUGUCAAGUUAUACGGAUGGUCCAGCUUCUCUCAAUGAUGCUCUGAGUGAUGGGCUUAGUUCUGGUUCUGAUUGGAAUGCAAGGGUUGCUGCAUUUAACUAUCUGCGCUCAUUGCUGCAGCAAGGCCCUAAAGGAGUUCAAGAAGUUACACAAAGUUUUGAGAAAGUGAUGAAGUUAUUUUUCCAGCACUUGGAUGAUCCCCACCAUAAAGUGGCACAAGCAGCUCUAACAACACUUGCAGAUAUCAUUCCAGCUUGUCGAAGACCCUUUGAAAGUUACAUGGAGAGAAUAUUACCCCAUGUUUUCUCUCGGUUAAUUGAUCCAAAGGAAUCAGUAAGGCAACCUUGCUCAACAACAUUAGAAAUUGUCGGCAAAACUUAUGGUGUGGAUUCCCUGUUGCCAGCUUUGCUCCGCUCCUUAGAUGAACAACGAUCCCCCAAGGCAAAACUGGCCGUAAUAGAGUUUGCUAUUGUUUCCUUCAAUAAGCAUGCAAUAAACUCCGAGGGUGCUGGCAAUAGCGGCAUCUUAAAGUUAUGGCUUGCUAAAUUAGCACCAUUGGUCCAUGACAAAAAUACAAAACUGAAGGAAACAGCUAUAACAUGCAUCAUCUCUGUUUACUCUCAUUUUGAUUCAACAUCCGUUUUGAAUUACAUUCUUAGUUUAUCCGUUGAAGAACAGAAUUCUUUAAGGCGAGCGCUUAAGCAACAUACACCUCGUAUAGAAGUGGACUUGAUGAAUUAUCUGCAACAGAAGAAAGACAGACAGCGGUCUAAGUCCUCUUUUGAUCCAUAUGAUGUUGUCGGGACCUCUUCUGAGGAAGGAUAUAUUGCAGUAUCGAAGAAGACUCCCUUGUUUGGAAGGUAUUCUGGCAGUUCCAUUGAUAGUGAUAGUGGUAAGAAAUGGGUAUCUGCCCAAGAAUCCACCCAGAUCACUAGCGCUGUUGGUCGAGCAGCACUUGAUGGAAGUGAGGACCAGCUGUAUCAGGGUCUCGAUAUUGGUUCCAAUGGGGUACAGAAUGCCAAGGAUGCAAAGUAUGCGGUUAAUGCCUCAAGUGAAACGGUGGCAUCUUGGGCUAUCCGGUCUGAACACUUAGAGAGCAAUACUGACAUGGAAACCGCUUCGGCACCUCCUCUCAAUGGACUAGUUAGCUCUGAUAAUCAACAGGUUGCUGUUGGCCAUAAUCUUGGUAAUGAGGGCCCACAUGAUUUGGAACUUAGUCUUUCAAAACUUGCAUCUUUAAAGAUCAAUUCUUCUCCUGAUGCUAAACCAAGCAUCCCUCAAAUCCUUCAUCUGAUUUGUAAUGGGAAUGAUGAAUGUUCUACCACAACCAAGCGCAAUGCUCUUCAGCAGCUAGUUGAUGCUUCUGCGGCUAAUGAUUCCUCCAUAUGGACCAAGUAUUUCAAUCAAAUUUUGAUGGUUGUACUUGAGGUUUUGGAUGAUGCUGACCCAUCAAUUCGGGAGCUUGCUCUUUCAUUGAUAUCUGAAAUGUUGAAGAACCAGAGAGAGGCCAUGGAAGAUUCUAUUGAGAUUGUAAUUGAAAAAUUAUUACAUCUUACAAAGGAUACGAUCCCAAAAGUAUCAAAUGAAGCAGAACAUUGCUUAACUCUUGUUCUGUCUCAAUAUGAUUCUUUCAGAUGUUUGAGUGUUAUCGUGCCAUUAUUGGUUACUGAAGAUGAGAAAACUCUUGUUACGUGUAUAAACUGUUUGACUAAGCUUGUGGGUAGGCUUUCCCAGGAGGAACUAAUGGCUCAGUUACAAUCUUUUUUGCCUGCUCUUUUUGAUGCUUUUGGUAACCAGAGUGCGGAUGUUCGCAAGACUGUUGUAUUUUGUCUAGUAGACAUCUACAUAAUGCUUGGAAAAGCGUUCUUGCCAUAUUUGGAAGGUCUUAACAGUACACAGUUGCGGUUAGUAACGAUAUAUGCAAACCGUAUAUCACAAGCGAGGACGGGGACUCCUAUCCAGGAGUAGGUCGAGAUAGAGUGUAUGUUUUGGUUGAAGUUGUAUAUUUGUAUGGUUGUGAUCAUGUAUGUGUGCAUUGCUGGGGUUGGGUUUUGUUGGUUAAAUUCUUUUUGUUUUUAAUUUGGUUGGAGUUGAGGGCGAGUGUGGUUUUGUGGAAACAUGAUUUUUAACACUAGUUAACAAAUUGUAUCUUGUGGCUUU
Molecule: messenger RNA, 4596 nt
Organism: Cynara cardunculus var. scolymus (artichoke)
Lineage: Eukaryota; Viridiplantae; Streptophyta; Magnoliopsida; Asterales; Asteraceae
Product: CLIP-associated protein
Exons: 21
Coding region: 103-4404 (1433 amino acids)
Biological process (GO): microtubule cytoskeleton organization
Cellular component (GO): cytoplasmic microtubule
Molecular function (GO): microtubule binding
Source: RefSeq, a predicted model, not a curated record